CCAAGCCACGUGGUUCUCGGGCAAGCCGUAGACGCUACCGCGGCACGUAGCUUAGCGUCAGUUACGAGAGCAUGUGAGGGAAAUUGAUCGGGUGGGAGCUCUGCUUCUUCUUCUUCCUCCUGUUCUUGCAUUUGCAUUUUAGAGAGAGAAAAAAAGUUCCUCCUGUUCUUGCAUUUUAGAGAGAAAGAAAAAAGGGAGGAGGAGAAGAUGCCUACAGUCGACGUGUUCAUCGAUAUGGGUCAUCCGCUCCUCAACCGGACGGUCGAUGGAUUCCUCAAGAUUGGAGCGGUGGGCGCGGCUCGAGUCGCUGCAGAGGAGUCUUACCAUUGCAUACGUAAAGGAAGUGUUUCAAGCGAUAAUUUUGAGCAUGCGUUGAAGAAGAUGUGCAGAGAAGGUGCAACAUGGGGCACUGUUGCUGGAGUUUACGUGGGAAUGGAAUAUGGAAUAGAACGGGUUCGUGGUAGAAAAGACUGGAAAAAUGCAAUGAUUGGGGGAGCACUUACUGGGGCUUUGCUUUCGGCUGCAAAGAACAACAACAGAGACAAGAUCGUGGCUGAUGCCCUCACGGGAGGCGCCAUUGCUACUGCUUCUGUGUUUGUUAAUCGCCUUAUUUGAGAGUUGAAAAGUCUUCACAAUGGACGUGUAGAAGGUCUUGCCUUCUCAUGGUUCCCGUUUCUGCUUCUGGUUACCGUGUAUGCAAACAGGUGCCUUGAACACAGAAACAGUUGAAAUUCUGUCCUGGUUAUUGGUAUGAAAUAAGGAAUGACCUUACUAGUUA
Molecule: messenger RNA, 778 nt
Organism: Nymphaea colorata (pocket water lily)
Lineage: Eukaryota; Viridiplantae; Streptophyta; Magnoliopsida; Nymphaeales; Nymphaeaceae
Product: outer envelope pore protein 16, chloroplastic
Exons: 6
Coding region: 208-615 (135 amino acids)
Biological process (GO): protein import into chloroplast stroma
Cellular component (GO): chloroplast outer membrane
Molecular function (GO): amino acid transmembrane transporter activity
Source: RefSeq, a predicted model, not a curated record